AUGAAUAAUAAAAAUGAAGGGGGACAAAAAUUAAAACGUAGAUCAUUAUAUGAAAAUUUCCACAAAAUAAAUCAAACAAGUUUAUUGUCUCAUAACUCACUAGAAAUUGAUAUGAAAGGAUUUUUGAACUUAUUGAUUAUAAUAAUAUGUACUACACACUUCAGAUUAAUAUUAGAAAAUUUUAAAAAAUAUGGUUUAAUAAUAAAGAUACCAAAAAACUGUGAUAUAUUAAAAAACCUUCCACUUUUAUUCUGCUUUAUAUCUUUACAUGUUACUAUAUUUUUUAGCUGGUUUAUUGAAAGAUAUGUUACAUCAUGGUUAUAUACUUGUGUCGAUGAAGACAAAGAACACACUUCUAAAUUGAUUCCUAUGGAUGAUUUUAACAAUAAAACAAAUAUGAUAAAAGAAAAUAAAAAUGAUAAAACUAUAUAUUCAAAUUUAAUAAAUAGAAAAAACAAAAAUAAUAAUGGUAAUUCCGUACUUAAAAAUACAUACUCAAUUUAUAGUUGUGAUAGUAAUACAACAUAUGAAAAUGAAACUUAUGAUAAAUUUGAUAAGGAUAAUAGUACAUAUGAUAAAUGUGAUAAAGAUAUUUUAUGUGAUAAAAAUUUUUCACAACAAACAUGUAAUGAUACAUAUAAAAAAAAACAAAAAGGAUUAACAAAUGAUACUAUUGAAAGAACAAAAAAAAAUGAAAAUAUUGAAAAUAUAGAUAAUAAUGAUGAUAUUCACCAUAUUGAUAGUAUUGACACGUGUGUUGAUAAUAAUAAUAUAGUUACACGCUUCAAUGAUAAUAAUAUAAUUACAUCAUCAUAUAUAAAAAAGAAAAAAAAAAAAUUACAUGGAUGGAAAAAUUUUCAUCUAUCUAUUUUUAUAUUAAAAUGCAUAAAUAGCAUAUUUAUUUUAUUAUUUCCAUUAAUAACCAUAUCACAUUAUGAUACAGAGCCUACGCUAUCAUCCAUAUUAUUAACUAUAUCUAUAGUAUGGUUCUUUAAAUUUUAUUCAUUCCAUGAAGUGUGUUAUGAAGCUAGGAAAUUACAUAUAGAAAAUCCAGAGCUAAAAAAUAUUAUAGAUGAUGAUCCAUAUUCAGAAAUAUAUUAUAUAAAAAGAUAUCCCUAUUGUUUAACACUAAAAAGUUAUUAUACUUACAUUUUAAUGCCUACUAUGUGUUUUCAAUUUUUUUAUCCAAGAACUGAUAAAAUUCGAUGGAUUAAUGUAGCAAAACAUAUCGUAGAAGUUAUAUUAUUAAUUAUUAUGAUAAAAAUAAUAUCAGAUCAAUAUAUGUUUAUAACAGUAGAGAAUACAUUUACUAUGAAAGAAUUUACAUCAGCACAUUUCUCUGUAAAAAUAACACAUAUUAUAGAAAGAAUGCUAAAAGUAUCUAUACCUACUUUAUAUAUAUGGUUAAUAGGAUUUCUUAUAGUCUUCCAUCAUUGGUGUAAUAUAUUAGCUGAAAUUACAAGAUUUGGAGAUAGACUAUUUUAUAAAGACUGGUGGAAUGCUAGCUCAUUUGCUGAAUAUUGGAGGAAAUGGAAUUUACCAAUAUAUUAUUUUGUAUGUAGACAUAUUAAUAAACCUUUAAUUUAUUAUGGGAUACAUAGAAAUGUUUCUAUGAUUAUUGUCUUUUUUAUAUCAGCUAUGCUACAUGAAUAUUUAAUUAGUAUACCAUUAAAAUUAGGAUUCACUGGAUAUAUUUUCUUUGCAUUCAUUUGUCAAAUACCUCUAGUGCAAUUCACAAAUAAUGCUUAUUUCAAAAAACAUAAAACUAUUGGAAAUUCAAUCUUCUGGAUUGUCUUUUGUUUUACUGGACAACCACUUAUACUUUUUAUUUAUUACUAUUUGUGGAUAGACAAACAAGGCAUACUUAAAAAUUGA
Messenger RNA from Plasmodium adleri (nom. inval.), 1875 nucleotides. RefSeq names its product diacylglycerol O-acyltransferase. Lineage: Eukaryota; Apicomplexa; Aconoidasida; Haemosporida; Plasmodiidae. The coding region runs from base 1 to 1875 and encodes 624 amino acids. The transcript has a single exon. Gene Ontology annotation, cellular component: endoplasmic reticulum membrane. Gene Ontology annotation, molecular function: diacylglycerol O-acyltransferase activity. Gene Ontology annotation, biological process: triglyceride biosynthetic process. The record is from RefSeq and is a predicted model, not a curated record.